This is a messenger RNA of Parnassius mnemosyne (clouded apollo), 648 nucleotides long. NCBI's taxonomy places the organism in Eukaryota, Metazoa, Arthropoda, Insecta, Lepidoptera, Papilionidae. The record is from the annotation of a GenBank genome assembly.
AUGAAUAGUACGAGUUGUGGGACAUAUGACAGGGCUAGGGCGUACCCCGCAGGCGACGCGCAGGGGCAGCACCCGGCUCCUGUGGGAAGUGGGCAAGGGUUGUCGCACCUUACGGAGCGGGUGCGACGUAAGAGGCGAGCCCGGAGAGAGAAGAAUGUCAGAGUGAGGUUUGCAAGCUGGAAUAUAGGUACGAUGACUGGAAGAGGAAGAGAGUUAGCAGAUGUUUUGAAACGACGAAGAGUGAAUGUUGCCUGUUUGCAGGAAACAAAAUGGAAGGGCAAUAAAGCAAGAGAGAUUGGGGAGGGAUACAAGUUUUAUUAUUGUGGAAGUGAUGGGAAGCGAAAUGGAGUAGGAGUUGUGUUAGAUAGUGGAAUGAAAGAACGAGUGACAGAUGUGAAAAGAGUAAAUGACAGAAUGAUAGUUGUUAAAUUAAUGAUUGAAAACAAAGUAGUGAAUGUUGUAAGUGUGUAUGCUCCGCAAACAGGCUGUGAAGAGAGUGUGAAAGAGAAGUUUUGGGAGGAAUUUGAUUGUAUGAUGAUGGGAAUACCUGAGCGUGAGGAUGUUUAUAUGAGAGGAGAUUUUAAUGGACAUGUAGGGAGAGUGAAUGACGGGUAUGAAAGAGUACACGGUGGAUGGGGGUACGAAUAG